UGUGAUUGUCGUCAUGUCAUUUAAUUGUCACCUGUCAAAUUAUAAUUUUAUUUAUGCGUCAGUUCUAAAUAUCAUCAUUUUAAUUAGAUGUAGCAACAUGUUUACACCUGUUUCUGUUUCCCUGUCGGGCCCAGCGUUUUCAUUUCUGCUUUACGAGAACAGCAAAUCCCGUUUUCAGCAGGAGGGAUUCCUUCUAGGGGAAAUAGUACAUAAAGAAACGAAGACUAUCACUGACAAUGAUCAGCAACAGAUCAACAUUUCCCGUACGAUUAAAAUCAAUUCGAUGAUGCCAUGCCCACAACCUCACUAUUUCUACAAUGGGCUGGGAAAGAUUGACAGGGAUAAGAUAAGGGAGUUCCUGGGAAAUCAGUUCACCAAAGUCGUUGCUUGGUAUAAAUAUCAACGAAUCUCUAGUUUUAAGUUUACCCUGAAGGACAAGAUUUUGCAUAAACAGUUGCAGGAUUUCUUCAACAUCCCCCCCGAACUGUUUACUUGCUGCUUACUCAUUAAUGAGGUGUCAGACAAUGGCUCUACCCAUCUGUAUUCACAGGCGUUUAUGAGAUGUAAUAAUACCAUUUACGAUAAGCUACCAGUUCAUAUUCCUAACUUGAGCGAACCUAAUAAUACCUAUAAGAGCUCCGAGCCAUCUUCUGCUACAUUUAAUAAGAUAAUAAAUGAUUUGAAGAUCGACAGAAAAAACACUCAGGGUCUUGUUGUUAUAAAUAAGAUACAAAAUGCCUUACAAAAACACAUAGACACUGUCAUAGAAAAUUUAUCCGAGGCAGAAAAGUACCUUCACAGCUUGGAAGAAGAAAUAAAACAGUUGGAAAUAAUGCAGAAACUGAAGAAAUUAAACGAUCAAAGCUCGAAUGACCACGAUUCUUCCAUUGUAUCCAAUAGUAGUCAGUCAUCAGAGAGUUCCCCAUACAUAAGGAGGAAUAGUAAAAGUCGGGACCCCAUCGAUAGUUCCGAGGAAGGUUCUCCAGAAUUCCAGAGGAAGCCUGGUAGGGGUCGGGGUGGCAGAGGUAGGGGCAGGAGGAGAGGUGGGGCAACGCAGAAAGACAUUAAGGAGGUCAAUGCAGAAUCGUCAAGACUGAGAAGGAAGGAGUAAAUUAUGUUCAUUUUAGAUGUUGGAGAUGAUGGAUUUAUGAAAGUAUUUGUUUUAUUGAGUCAAAUGCUUUCCGUUUAAAGAAGUAUAAGUUGAAUUGAAUAAUAAAUUAAGCGAAAAUUAUUUUAUCCUAAAUAAUAUAUUUUAAACCAAAAA
This is a messenger RNA of Anoplophora glabripennis (Asian longhorned beetle), 1264 nucleotides long. Its product is annotated as BRISC complex subunit FAM175B-like. The record is from RefSeq and is a predicted model, not a curated record. Gene Ontology annotation, cellular component: nucleus. Lineage: Eukaryota; Metazoa; Arthropoda; Insecta; Coleoptera; Cerambycidae. Bases 14 to 1111 code for a protein of 365 amino acids. Gene Ontology annotation, molecular function: microtubule binding; polyubiquitin modification-dependent protein binding. The transcript has 2 exons. Gene Ontology annotation, biological process: attachment of spindle microtubules to kinetochore; protein K63-linked deubiquitination; mitotic spindle assembly.